AUGGUAUUUCCUGAACUGGUUUACACAAUUCCCACAUUUACCAGAAAAGUGCAGCAUUCAGAUGAAAAAUAUAUGGUCAUCAAGACAAGUUCUCCCAUUGAAGAACAGGAAACUAAACCUGUGACGACUGUGAAUGAACUCUCUGAGAACCAAAUGAAACUCACAGAAAUAGAAACCAGAUUGUUUAAGGGAAUUCGUUGUUCAGAUGGAGACGGCAAAAGACAAAAGGUAAAAUAUGAUCAUUUGAAAGGCAAAAUAGCGAUGCCACGCACGCAGUUCGGCUCGGUGGAGGAGCUCGGCCGCAGGCUCAAAAGAGCUGUGUCUGAACAUCAGCUCCUCCAUGACAAGGGAAAGUCCAUCCAAGACUUACGGCGACGAUUCUUCCUUCACCACCUGAUCGCAGAAAUCCACACAGCUGAAAUCAGAACUACCUCGGAGGUUUCCCCCAACUCCAAGCCUGCUCCCAACACAAAGAACCACCCCGUGCGAUUUGGGUCUGACGAUGAGGGCAGAUGCCUAACUCAGGAAACCAACAAGGUGGAGACAUACAAAGAGCAGCCACUGAAGACACCCGGCAAGAAAAAGAAAGGCAAGCCUGGAAAACGUAAGGAGCAGGAAAAGAAGAAACGGCGGACUCGAUCAGCCUGGCUAAACUCUGGUGUGGCUGGGAGUGGGCUAGAAGGGGACCAUCUGUCUGACAUCUCCGCAACAUCGCUGGAGCUCAAUUUCCGGAAGCAUUGAAAUUUUUGCAAAGAACUUCAGAGGACAUAUUGCAGGAUUCUGUAAUAGUGAACAUAUGGGAAGUAUUAGAAAUAUUUAUUAUCUGUAAAUACUGUAAAUGCAUUGGAAUAAAACUGUCUCCCCCAUUGCUCUAUGAAACUGCACAUUGGUCAUUGUGAAUAUUUUUCCAAGGCUAAUCCAAUUAUUAUUAUCACAUUUACCAUAAUUUAUUUUGUCAACUGAUGUAUUUAUUUUGUAAAUGUAUCUUGGUGCUGCUGAAUUUCUAUAUUUUUUGUAACAUAAUGCACUUUAGAUAUACAUAUCAAGUAUGUUGAUAAAUGACACAAUAAAGUGUCUUUAUUUUGUGGUUGAUCUUAAUGAAUGCCUAAAUAUAAUUAUCCAAACUGAUUUUCCUCUGUGCAUGUAAAAGAGCAGUAUUUUAAAUUUGUAAAGAACGUCUAAUAAAAUAUAAUCUAAAUUA
Pteropus alecto (black flying fox) is the source of this 1201-nucleotide messenger RNA. RefSeq names its product parathyroid hormone like hormone (gene PTHLH). The transcript is spliced from 6 exons. Gene Ontology annotation, biological process: regulation of chondrocyte differentiation; bone mineralization; adenylate cyclase-activating G protein-coupled receptor signaling pathway. Bases 1 to 741 code for a protein of 246 amino acids. Gene Ontology annotation, molecular function: peptide hormone receptor binding; hormone activity. Gene Ontology annotation, cellular component: extracellular region. The record is from RefSeq and is a predicted model, not a curated record. Lineage: Eukaryota; Metazoa; Chordata; Mammalia; Chiroptera; Pteropodidae.